Caenorhabditis angaria is the source of this 1277-nucleotide messenger RNA. The record is from the annotation of a GenBank genome assembly. NCBI's taxonomy places the organism in Eukaryota, Metazoa, Nematoda, Chromadorea, Rhabditida, Rhabditidae.
AUGGAGCCAAGCAACUUGUUAACCUACGUGACAAUUUUCGAUACAAUCGGUUUGAUUUUGUCGCUUUCGGCAAAUUCUAUACUUUUGAUAUUAAUCAAAUAUCGUUCGAGAGCAAGUUUUGGAGCUUACAAAUAUUUGAUGAUGAGUUAUGCAUUCGUUGAAGUUCUUUACUCAUUGUCUGCAUUUUCAUCUAAAACCGUGAGUUUAUUUCUGGGUUCAAAUAUGAUGUGAUUUGCUUGGUGACUCAACAAAACCUCGUGAAAUUUUGAAAUAAUUAAUAAUAAUUAAUUAAAUUUUAGUCCGCGCACAGCACAAAUACAUCAUACGUAUUAUUCCGAAUUUAUAAUGGACCAAAUCGAACAAUCGGACCAGCAUUUCAACGUGAGUGGGUUACUGUAGCAUAGAAAACGUAGGAAUGAAAUUCAAUUUUUCUGAAAAAUAGUUCACGCUCGGGAAAAAAAUGAAAUUGUUGCAGUUCAAUUUUGUACAAUGUAUACGGUACUCAUUGUUAUUCUCGUUGUUCAUUUUAUCUAUCGAUAUAUUGCAAUCUGUCGCACACAAAGUCUCAAACUUUUCCAAGGGCAUAAACUUUAUUUAUGGGUUGCUGCAUGUUUUGGAGUUGGAUUAUUUGUUGGAGUUAUGAAAUAUUUUCUGUUAGGAGAAUCAGAAGAAGCGACUGAAUUAUUACGUCCUGAAUUUUUGAAAUGGUAUAAUUUGACAAUGGAUCAAGUUUGUUAUAAUGGACCAAUUUAUUAUGUUUGUGAUAAGAAUAAUGAGAAUUGUUAUACUCCUUUGAAAACUGCGGUUGCUAUGAGUUUCAUUAAUUCUGCACUCGUUUUCUUUUUUAUUGUUAUGACAUAUUUUGGCUGGAAAUCUUAUAGUCAAUUAAAAGUCCCUGAUGUCACUUUGAGUCAACGAACUCGUCAAUUACAACAACAGCUUUUGACAGCCUUGAUUAUUCAAUCAGCAAUUCCAAGUUUAUUCAUGUAUUUUCCUGUUGGUUUAUUAUUUAUGUCUCCAAUUUUUGGUGUUGGUUUUGGAGCAUAUGCAAAUCUAUCAAUUCUGAGUUUAGCUAUUUAUCCACCUUUGGAUCAAAUUGCAAUUGUUUAUGUUAUCAAAGAUUUUCGAGUUGCAAUUAAAGGUAGUUUUGAUUAUCAGAAAAUUUAUGUACAUCUAAUAAAUGCGGAAUAAUUACAGAUUUUAUGAGUGGAAAACGAUCUGGGCGUGUGGCAAUCUAUGAUACAAGUCGAAAAAGUUCGACGAAAAUUAAUUCUUGA